This is a messenger RNA of Cantharellus anzutake, 330 nucleotides long. RefSeq lists its product as uncharacterized. Lineage: Eukaryota; Fungi; Basidiomycota; Agaricomycetes; Cantharellales; Hydnaceae. The transcript has 2 exons. The annotation marks the transcript as partial. The record is from RefSeq and is a predicted model, not a curated record.
UCCAGGAAUUAUGUCAAACUCACUGGCUUACAAGUUUUCGCACCUAAUGACCAAGUCCUCGAUCCCACCCUGCAGGAUUCUUUAGUCGUUCCAUUGGAAGUCAUUGUCGAUUACCGCUAUGACCAUGAUGGAUUUUCACGACUGUUAUCGCAGUCUGAUGGGACUUUACACUACGACAAAUUCAAUCGACUUCGCGUGCAAAAUGGGGCAUUAUCGCAUUUACACAAUAUCACCGAAGUCAGCGAGCAUAUCCGGAACUAUACAGACCGUGUUAGUGUCCAUAUCCCUCGAUUUUCGGUAUCGGCUAAAUCCAACGAAUUCGCGGCCAUC